GAGAGAAUCAGACACUUCCCAACGAUCUAGUUUGAGGCCAUAACCAAUCUCCAUUCUUCAUCAUAUUAUUCAACCGAGCAGUCAAAUGAUUUCCAGAAUUAUACACCACCCGGUACCCCAUAUUUUGUCGAUUAAAACCCCAUCUGGAUGCCACCAAUCUGCCCAAAAAUGGAUAGAGGAAUUGGAUGAUGAGUUGCAAGAGUGUACACUGGGAAAUAUGGCCGUUAGGUUUAAACCCUCACUUGACAAGUUCCUCAAAUCCCAGAAAAACCUCUCCAAAACCCCACCAAGGCUCUGGCUCGAUGGCCAAGACGAAGCUACCGAGACAAACAACCAAGGCCUCCCCAUCUUGAAGCUAACCCAUCCCAUCUUGCACGCGUUGGAAUCAUGCACUGGCAUUAGGCAGUUCAACCAAGUCCACACCCAGCUUAUAGUCUCUGGCCUCUUCCAACAUUCUCUUGCCGCUAGCCGAGUCAUGAAGAAGCUUUGCUCUGCUUCGGUUAUGGUUUCACAUGGUGUUUACGUAUUCGAUUGCCUCGAAGAGCCCGAUGCUUUUAUGUGUAAUACUAUUAUGAGAAGCUAUGUGAAUUUUGAUGACCCACGUAGUGCUUUAGGAUUUUACCAUGAAAGAAUGGUUGGGAAGUGGGUCGUGCCGAAUCAUUAUACUUUUCCGCUCUUGGUCAAGGUGUGUGCUGAAAUUGGGUCGGUGAGAGAAGGGGAAAAGGCUCACGCCCGGGUGGUGAAAUUUGGGUUUGAGGCUGAUUUGUUUGUGCGGAACUCGUUGAUUCAUUUGUACUCGGUUUGUGGGAGGAUUGGGGAUGCUCGGAUGGUGUUUGAUGCGGGGCCUGAUUUGGAUUUGGUGAGUUGGAAUACGAUGAUUGAUGGGUAUGUGAAGAAUGGGGAGGUUGGUGUUGCACGUGAGCUUUUUGAUGAUAUGUAUGAGAGUGAGAGAGAUGUUUUUAGUUGGAAUUCUAUGAUUGCGGGUUAUAUGGGGAUUGGGGAUAUGAAGGCAGCGAAAGCUUUGUUUGAGAGAAUGACUUGUAGAGAUGUUGUGUCGUGGAAUUGUAUGAUUGAUGGGUAUGCUAGGAUUGGAAAUGUUUCUGUGGCUCGUGAGUUCUUUGAUCUUAUGCCUCUGCGGAAUGUUGUUUCUUGGAAUAUCAUGUUGGCUCUUUGUGUACGGUGUAAGCAUUACAGUGAAUGUCUGACAUUGUUUGAUAGGAUGAUUGACGGAGGAGAGGUUAAGCCAAAUGAGGCUACUCUUGUGAGUGUCCUGACUGCGUGUGCAAACUUGGGGAGGCUUGAAAGAGGCAACUGGGUUCAUUCUUAUUUAAAAAAUAAUAGUAUUAAACCUGAUUUGUUACUUUCAACUGCUCUUUUGACAAUGUAUGCAAAAUGUGGGGAUGUGGAUUUGGCUAGAGAUGUUUUUGAUGAGAUGCCGAACAGAAGUGUUGUAUCGUGGAAUUCUAUGAUCAUGGGAUAUGGUAUGCAGGGGAAUGCAGAAAAAGCCUUAGAAAUGUUCGUGAAGAUGGAGAAGAGAGGGCCAAAGCCAAAUGAUGCUACAUUCACCUGUGUCUUGUCUGCAUGUACCCAUGCAGGAAUGGUUUUGGAGGGUUGGUGGUGCUUUGAUCUAAUGUGUCGUGUUUACAAGAUUGAACCAAAGGUGGAGCACUAUGGUUGCAUGGUUGAUCUCCUUGCCCGGGCCGGUUUGAUGAAAGAUUCAGAGGAGAUUAUAAGUAAGAUGCCUAUGGAGUCGGGACCUGCCUUAUGGGGAGCUCUACUUUCUGCUUGUAGGACACACUCAAAUUCAGAGCUUGGAGAGAUUGUGGCUAAACGGCUAAUUGAGUUGGAACCUAGGGAUAUUGGGCCUUAUGUGUUGCUAUCAAAUAUAUAUGCUGCAGAAGGGAAAUGGGAUGAUGUAGAGUAUGUGAGAAGGAUGAUGAAGGAAAGGGGGUUGCAGAAAGCAUCUGGGUCUAGCCUGGUUCACCUAGGAGAGUUUGAAUCUAAAUCUUUUGUGGGGAAUGGUUCAGUCCAUCGGAGGAGCAUGGUAUACUCAAUGUUGAGUGAGAUGGGUGCUCAGAUGAAACUGUCCUGUAGGGAUUCUAAGAUGGUGUAGAAAUUGGGAGCUCAAUGAAGAUAGGACUAAGAGGAGUUUAUGGAGGUUAAGUAUUCAAGUAAACAUGAACUUAUGUUGUUAUAGAACUGCUGGCGAGGGAACAGUAUAACACUUCAAAGAAUGAAGACUCUGAAAGGAAGAGAGUAUAGUUGAGUAGGGAAAUGGACCCAUGGUAGUGGCAGAAUAUACACUGAGGACAAGGAGAUGGCGAUUUAAAGCUAAAGAGAGGCAGGUGCAGUUGCAAACAGAUUCGAUCGCCAGGUGGUGGUCGCCGAGACAAGUCCAACGGCCAUGCCAUAGCCUCCAUGAUAGAUCCAAUGACCAGCAGACAAUUUCGAUGGCCACAUGGUCACUAGACGAAGUCCAAUGGCCACUAGUUGUCGCAAAAAUUGAGAGUUGUUUUCUCUGCCUGUGAAUGUGUAUACUCCAGCUUGACGCGGGUUGAUUGCAUAUACGAUGCUGGUUCUCUCUUCCUACUGUGGUCUUGUUUGGCUAUUUCUUCUUAUUUCCUCUGCAAAAGUUGCCUCGCUGCACUUGCUCCUCUUCAAGCAGUACUAUUUGAUGUAGAGGAACUUUAUGUGAUUCAGAUCCACACCCCUACUAUGCCUUCCGUGAAAUGCUUCAAGAGGAAUAAACUUUUAUUUAUCCAAAGAAGCUCAUACUUUUAGCGGGCACUCCCUGAAAUUUGGUGUUUGUUUUGUUUUUUGCUUUGCUCCAACUCUGUUUCGGGAAUUAAAGUUGGAGUGGCGGUCGGAACGCCGGUAGUUGGUCUAACUAUCAGGAAUCCAGAACGCCUUCUGAUGGAAGCAAAGUCUGCCUUCCUUAAAGGAUUAUGAAGAUUCGAAAUUGUGUACAGCUUUAGAAGAGCUUGUGAUAAGAAAUGAGGUACUUCUACAGAUGCAGUUUCAAACAUUCAUAGAAAAUUCUUUACUAAAACUCUGUUAAAAUAAUUUUGUUGGAGAUGAGCCUUUUGGUCCUUCACUUGUAGCUGCUUGACCAGCUAUUGAUAUAUUAUUAUUUAGUCAAUAGUAAAAUAAAAGUACAUUUUCACCU
Molecule: messenger RNA, 3166 nt
Organism: Alnus glutinosa
Lineage: Eukaryota; Viridiplantae; Streptophyta; Magnoliopsida; Fagales; Betulaceae
Product: pentatricopeptide repeat-containing protein At4g18840-like
Exons: 7
Coding region: 86-2113 (675 amino acids)
Biological process (GO): RNA modification
Molecular function (GO): RNA binding; protein binding
Source: RefSeq, a predicted model, not a curated record